UCUCCGGUGGGAGGAUGAUCGGGGGUCCCUAUAAAGACUGAAGCAGUGAGAGAAGGACCAGUCAGUUGGAGGAGCGCAGGACCAAGACGCCCCAGUGAUCGACAUGGAGAUGCCCGCUAAAUUCUUGUUCCCCAUCGUGAUCGUCUCCCUGCUGGUGGCCUGCAGUCCAACGGAGGCAUGGUACAAGCAGGUGGCAGGUCCGAGCUACUACUCGGUGGGGAGGGCGUCCGGCCUGCUGUCCGGCAUUCGGAGGUCACCGUACGUCAGGAGAGCCGAGCCGGACCCGUCAGACAGCGACGAGGUGGCGAUCAACAACGUGUUUCCGGAGUACACUCCGCAAAAUUUCAUCUUGAAGACGAUGCCUGUUUGCAUCAAAGACAUUACACCAAACCUGCAGAGCUGUGAACUCUUCCAGGGAAUCAAGGGUUUAUUUAAGUGCAAAGCGGAAGUCUUCCUCACUCUGGACUCUGCAGACUGUGCAGGAGACUGAGCAGUAGAGCCGACAGCUGGACUGGAUGAUGAAGCCUUCUUCUUGUAGGCGUGACAUUUAAAAAAAGAAAAAGAAAAACUGUACAUUUCUCUAAGUUUAACACUAAUGCUGCACAAGAAGAAAGAUACACUUUUCAUUUACCAUUUUACCGAUUUAUUAAUUGAUAAAUCGGUUUUAAAUUUGACGCUGUAAAAGUAAUGUAUUAAUGUAAAUAUUUGAUCUGAGUUUUCAUUAAUAAAUGGAUCAUAAUGCAACCCCUUGUUGAAAUUACUGAAUGCAAAAUAUAUAAACAGGGAAAUGAUUUUUCUUCUCAUUCACCAAUAGUUUUGCCAACAUUUAUAUGUAAUAAACGCUCAACUUUCACAAUCAUUUUGGUAACUCAUUCAGGUAUGGAUGAUUAAGAAUAAUUUAAUGUCUAAUAUUCAAACCAGGAAAACUAUGAUUAAAAUUGAUGCAAUCUUCAAAGCCAUUGUUAACAUGCAUGAUUAAAACCAGCUCACUGAUUGGUUAAAGGAUAACGUUGCAUGCUGAACAUGAGUUUUUAUCCAAACUGGAGAAA
Molecule: messenger RNA, 1049 nt
Organism: Anoplopoma fimbria (sablefish)
Lineage: Eukaryota; Metazoa; Chordata; Actinopteri; Perciformes; Anoplopomatidae
Product: neuropeptide B-like
Exons: 2
Coding region: 104-490 (128 amino acids)
Biological process (GO): G protein-coupled receptor signaling pathway; feeding behavior
Molecular function (GO): G protein-coupled receptor binding
Source: RefSeq, a predicted model, not a curated record